Cylicostephanus goldi is the source of this 348-nucleotide messenger RNA. NCBI's taxonomy places the organism in Eukaryota, Metazoa, Nematoda, Chromadorea, Rhabditida, Strongylidae. The record is from the annotation of a GenBank genome assembly.
AUGGAAUUCGCAUAUUCUGCAAGAAGAUAUGGUAAUAUCACAUGCAGAACACCUAUUGGUAGACUGAUUACCAUUCUCUAUGCUCUAUUUGGUAUUCCGAUGAUGUUGGCUGUUUUAAAUGUUAUUGGAAAAGGUCUCUUUGGACAAGCUCAAAGUUCCUACAUGUUUGUUCGUCGGUUCAUACGGCGAAGAAUACGCCGAUUUAAGCGUUCACGUCGAGGUCUCGACAGAGCUGGUACAGUCGAAACAGUCAUUACAGAAGAUCCUGGAAAGGUUACUAAUAUGUCCGCUACAAAUUCGUUAAAAUGUUGCUGCGAUCUUCAGGAAGGUCCUGAAAAGGACGAUAAC